UUUGCUCUCUCCUCUAGAAAACAUACAAUAAAAUUUUGUUUUUAAAAAAAAAAUGACUGGUGACAUUCAUGUUACUAAUAAGUUACUAAAAUCUUCAUAAAAUUUCUUGAAAAACGAAAAAUAACUCAAUAGAAAGCACUCUGACCCAUCUGCCCUCACUUAUACUGGGAAUAAAAAAAUUCUUCUCAGAAGAUUAGCAGCUUAAAUUAUGGGAUGAGUGGGUGAAAGGGUGGAGUCAUCAGUCGAGAGAACAAAUCAAGUACUACAAACGAACUACGAAAGCACGGCACACAAUCUUUUAAAAGAAGGAACCUUCUUGGAACCAGCCUUCACCGGGUGAUUGCAAACUCUACAUUAAACUACAAACCAACUACAGUCCGGGAUACCCAUUGGAAUUUCUCCUUUGCCCAUUGUUCCAACCCUCCAUCUUCUCGGCCUACCAAGAGUUACUCCCGUCUCUAGUCUUCCUCUCUGUCUGCAGAAGCAUGUUGCAGAGCCUGGAUCGCACUUGAAAGUUGACAUUGCUCUAGCCUCAUCAAUUGGAGCUGUAGCAUCACAAAUAACGCACCCCACAGGACUUCUUGUUGAAUAUGCCAAGUAAGAAAUAAUCUGGCAGCUUCUAGUCACUCCAUGCUAAUUUGAAGGCCCACUAGUCGGCCCUUUUUUUGUGAAGGAGCGAAGCCAUAUUGAUUAGAUGCUGCAGAAUUUCUGUAAGCGAUAGAGUUGAUGGGUGGCAGAAUCUCAAAAGGUUCAAGUCGGAGACACUCCUCAUCUUUUGGGUCUAGUUCACAUUCAUGGGGUCAUCAUGGCUAUCCGCAGCCACCUUAUGCUCAACCAAGCCAACAUUAUGUGCCACGACAGCAUGUUGCGCCUCCAUCUCAAAGCUAUGGUGGUUGGGCCCCCGAGUCGAAAAGAAAGCUGGAUAGAAAGUAUUCAAAAAUAGAUGAUGACUACAGUACCUUGGAGCAGGUUACUGAUGCUCUUGCACGUGCUGGGCUGGAGUCUUCUAACCUUAUUGUUGGUAUUGAUUUCACAAAAAGCAAUGAGUGGACAGGUGCAAGGUCAUUCCACCGGAGAAGCUUGCAUGACAUUGGAGAUGAUCAAAAUCCCUACGAGCAAGCAAUAUCAAUUAUUGGAAAAACAUUGUCGACCUUUGAUGAGGAUAACCUGAUUCCCUGUUUUGGAUUUGGGGAUGCAUCCACACAUGAUCAAGAAGUGUUCAGUUUCUACCCAGAUGAGAGAUUUUGUAAUGGAUUUGAGGAAGUUCUGCAACGAUAUAGAGAACUAGUCCCUCAAUUACGACUUGCUGGCCCAACAUCAUUUGCUCCUAUCAUUGAAAUGGCUAUUACUAUUGUUGAGCAAAGUGGUGGCCAGUACCAUGUUUUGCUCAUAAUAGCUGAUGGGCAGGUGACGAGAAGUAUUGAUACUAAGCAUGGCCAUCUAAGCCCGCAGGAAAUGAAAACUGUUGAAGCUAUUGUGAAAGCCAGUGAGUACCCCUUGUCCAUUGUUUUGGUUGGGGUUGGAGAUGGGCCAUGGGACAUGAUGAGGGAAUUUGAUGAUAACAUUCCUGCUCGGGCCUUCGAUAAUUUUCAGUUUGUGAAUUUUACAGAAAUUAUGUCAAAGAAUGUGAACCGAACAAGAAAAGAAGCAGAAUUUUCUCUUGCGGCAUUGAUGGAAAUACCUUCUCAGUACAAAGCAACAUUAGAGCUUAAUAUACUAGGUGUGCGCAGAGGGAAGGCUAUAGAUAGGGUCCCUCUCCCUCCUCCUCGUUAUGGCUCAGGUUCUUUUAGCACUCCAAAACCUUCAAGGUCCAGCAGUUUCCAUACAAGUGAAUCUUCUUCUGCUGGGUAUCAUGCAUCGACUGGCUGGGCUCAGCCUCAACAUCUUCCUGCUGAUAACCAUGUUUGCCCCAUUUGUCUGACUAAUCCAAAAGACAUGGCCUUUGGUUGUGGGCAUCAGACCUGCUGCGAGUGCGGACAAGAUCUCGAUUUAUGCCCCAUUUGCCGCAGCACCAUUCAAGCCAGAAUCAAGCUCUAUUAAAAGUAUCAUAUCAGGGAAAUUCUGGUGCUAGCUGCAUCUUGAUGCUGUAUCAAUAUCUUUGAUUCUGAAGGGGUACGAAUCAUAUCUUGUGCUCUGUAGAUAUUUCUGUUUAUUUUUUCUUUUUGAUCUACCCAUUUAUCAAUAUCUUGGACUACGUUCUCUGAGGCAAAUAUGUUGUAUUAUGGGUGUAUUAUACAUUUAAAUUAUCUAAUAUUUUGCCCCAAGAGGGAUGUAUUAUACGUUUAUCUAAUAAUUUGCCCCACUAGGGUCUUCUGUGUGAA
This is a messenger RNA of Malania oleifera, 2321 nucleotides long. Its product is annotated as E3 ubiquitin-protein ligase RGLG2-like. The coding region runs from base 727 to 2040 and encodes 437 amino acids. The record is from RefSeq and is a predicted model, not a curated record. The transcript has 14 exons. NCBI's taxonomy places the organism in Eukaryota, Viridiplantae, Streptophyta, Magnoliopsida, Santalales, Ximeniaceae.